Messenger RNA from Paramecium octaurelia, 2258 nucleotides. NCBI's taxonomy places the organism in Eukaryota, Ciliophora, Oligohymenophorea, Peniculida, Parameciidae. The record is from the annotation of a GenBank genome assembly.
AUGAAAAGACACAGCAUUGGAAAAAAAUUUACAAAAAUAAAAGGAUUGAAUAAAGCUGAUCCUGAUGCAAUAAUUCCUGAAACUCCUCAACUUAUAGAAGAUUUUAUAUAAUCUCUUAAUUCUUAGGGUGCUAUUAUCAAUAAAGUGAAAUAUGCAAUUUUUUAAACAAAAAAUGGAUUAAAAUAUCCUGGGCUGAUUGGUAUUUUGUUAUGUUGAGAUUAGCAACUGAGAAUAUUGUACCAAAUGACAAUCUUGUUAUUUUACCAAGGGAGACAUUACUAACUACAAAAUAAGCAUUUGAAUCUCCUUUAAAACCUAUGUUUCUGGAAUUUCCAUAAUUCUUUAGCCCUAAAUUUAUUCCCUCCUGGUAAUACCACAUCAUUCUAUCAUUCUUACUCUACGAAUACUAAAGAGGUGCUGAAUCAAAAUGGCAUUUAUUAAUCAAUAAUUUUCCUAAGGAUAUUGAUUAUGCAGUAUUUUGGAAAUCUGAAGAUUUAGAACUAUUGAAAGAUCAAAAAAUGGCCAAGCAUGCCAUUUAAAAGAACAGAUAUCUUAUUUCUACCUUUCAAACUCUCUAAUACAUUACUAGCAAAUAUCCGGAUCUAUUUAAACCAGGGGUUGUUACUUUAGAAAAUAUUAUUUGGAUUUACACUAGUAUUGUAACUAGAUGUUUCGGAGGUUAAGGAUUAAAAUAUGUUACAAUGGUACCAUUUUGUGAAUUAUUUAAUCAUGAAAGUGCUGAUGUAUGUUAUGAUCUUUAAUAAAAUGAUGGGAAAACUAAAUAUAAUUAUGAAUUUAUGACUUAAAAGUUAGUUGGAGAUUAGAAGGAUGAGGACGAAUUGUCAAUCCAAUCUUUCGACCAUUCAUAAGGGUCAGAAGAUGAAAUUAGUGACUCUGAAUUUACCACAGGUGAGUAUCAAGAUUACUAAGAAUUUGAUUUUGAUGAAUUUAAUGAAAAGGCAAUAAAAAAUUUUAACAAUAAUUUAAAUUAUAUGUUAGAAACACUAACAAUCUAAAAUGAAGAGUAUGAACAUUUUGGUCAAAAGAUGAAAGUUUUCUAAGAAUUUUCAAUCAGAAUGAGAAAAGAGUUAAAUAUUAAAUUAAAUAUACAAAGAGAUGUUUUCUAAUUAGCUAUUGACUGCAAAUCAAUGCUAUUUCAACAUCUUGAUUUUGGAGAUAAUUUUUCAAUAUUUUUUAUAGGGCAUAUUUUCAAAAUUUUAGAUAAUUCACUUGAAGAGUAUUUUGAAGAAUAGAUAUCUUCAUUUCAGGCAAGAGAAAUAUUUGCUAGAAUGGAACAAAUUUGUAGUAGCUAUUUAGACAAUUGGUACGCUUUUAAUAAUGUUGUUAAAAAAAACCCAAUCUAAUAGAAAGUCAAUACAUUUUCAUAAAAAAUAGCCCAGAGACCAAUAAAGGUGUUACCAACAGUCGAAUCAAUUUUAAAAUAGCCAGUUGAUCGUAGUGCUAAUUAUUAUUAAAAUGUUUGGGAAGAUGAAAAUUUUAAAAAUCUAUUGAUGAGAACAAGAGAUUAUUUUUAAAAAGGAUCAUAAGUGUACUUCUGCUAUAGUUAAUUGUCAAAUAGAAUGAUGAUUCUCAAAUAUGGAAUGGCUUUAGAAUACAAUAAAUUCAACAGCUCAUUUUUGAGAGUUGAGUACCUAAAAUAUCUUUAGACAAACGAGGCUAAAUGGAUUGUUCAUAGAUUUAAAUUAGAUAAAUUUAAAAGAUUUAAGUUAAAAUUUAUUAAACCUCCUUAUGAGUUGAUAAUAUUUUGUAAAUUAGUUUAUUGGUAAUAAAUAUAAAAUAUUAUUAGGGAUAUAAAUUUACAUUCUGUAGAUACCAUUUUUAAGAUUUAAGACUUGUAAUUAGAAAAAAAAGCACUUAAUCUGGCACUUGAAAUUUUAGUUGAAGAAAAUUCAAAAUUCACAGAAAAAAUAGAAGAUCUUGAAAUAUAACUAUUUGACAAAUCCUUAGGGUACCAUGAAUACUUUGCUCUAAUCUACAGAUUAGAAAGAUUAAGAAUCUUUCGUUAUAAUAUUAAGUAUUUAAAAUAUUGAAAAUAGUCUAAUCAAUAUUAUGAUAAUUGCUAUUGAUAAAAUCAUAAAUAGAGUACCGUUUGAAUAGGCAAUCGAGAAAACAUAGUUUGAUUUCGAUUUUUACCAAACAAAUCGCUACACCUUAAAGAGAUAUUUUGAUGAAUUGAAAUUUUCUCUAUAUUAAUCAUCAUGAUUUAUUUGUCUUAUAGGCAUAAAUUAUGAAAUAAC